AAUACCGAUACAGUGUUAAGAAGAAUGUCAGUAAGAGACAACACUUUAUUUUUCCGUGUAUCCGGUUAUAAAUUUCGAAAGAAACUCGUCAAAUUUUCACGAAUCAAGACUUCAGUAGUAAAUAAAUUUUGAAAUAUGUUUCGCCUUUUUGCGGUAGUGACGGUGCUCUUUAUAACGACUGACGCGCAAUUGCAGAGGAUUCCAUUGUACAAGAUGGAUUACAUUCGACAAUCUUUGGAAGCAGUUGACACCAAGUUGGAAGAAACUUUUUUGUUAAGUGACGAUUUUCCUUCAGAAAAUUUGACCAAUUACAAAAACAUAAUUUAUUAUGGCAUUAUUAGAAUUGGAACACCGCAGCAAGAAUUUAAAGUGAUGUUUGAUACUGGUUCCGCAGAUCUUUGGGUUUUGUCCAAAAAGUGCACAUUCCCUAUUUAUUGACAUAAUCAAUACGAUAGUGCAAGAUCCGAGACAUAUAAUAAUAUAGGAAAUAAUCGUCUUCUUCGUUUUGAAUAUGGCUCUUACGAUGUAGAAGGAUACUUAGCUGCUGAUAAAGUGAAUGU
Messenger RNA from Camponotus floridanus (Florida carpenter ant), 560 nucleotides. RefSeq names its product lysosomal aspartic protease-like. Gene Ontology annotation, molecular function: aspartic-type endopeptidase activity. The transcript has 3 exons. The record is from RefSeq and is a predicted model, not a curated record. Gene Ontology annotation, biological process: proteolysis. Lineage: Eukaryota; Metazoa; Arthropoda; Insecta; Hymenoptera; Formicidae. The coding region runs from base 136 to 438 and encodes 100 amino acids.